AUGAACCAUAUACCAUUCAAUAUUUUAUAUGUGGACCGUAACGCACAAGAGAAUUGCUCUGUCAAACAAGAAAAUUUAAUCUCUACCACGUCUUUAGAGGUCGAUGUUUCCAUCAAAACCAUGGCAGAGAGUUCUACCGCCCACUCGUGUCUUGUGCAAGAAAAUCUGCAAAAGCUACUACGAGCAUGUCGCGAAGUUCACCUCUGCACUUCUGGGAGAUCGUGCCUAGCGAAACUAUCUGAUCUAAAUCAAUCCUCCAUCAUCGAAUCAAUCCCUACAAUUGUUCUAAUUGACGUACCAUUCCAUGACCACUCAUCCUGUAAAUUAUUGGCGCCCAGCCUACCGGUAUCAUCAUUUUGGUCAAAGCAAAACAAUUUUGAUAAUGGAGAAAAAGAGAUGUAUGGACUGAAGUUGCUUGAGUCGAUCUCGUGCGAAAUACAGCAAAAAAAAAUCUCUAACAUGGUUAUACCAAUGGCAUUAAUUAAACUGCUGGACUCCGAUCUCAAUCUACUACAGUCAAAGUCACACGCAAAGAUUUAUAACCACUACUCAGAGCACUCGUCCGAUGGAUACCCGAAACAUCGCAGAUCACCGACUGAGAUUGACCAGGCAAUAAUAAUGCAAUCUCUAGAAGCAGGCGCAGUUGAUAUAUUUACCAGCCCUUUGCAAGAAGAGAGGCUAUCCAGUCUUGCAGUACAUGCGUGUCGAUAUAUCAGAGAAAAUAUGAAUCAGCACAAAAUAGUGAUGGAGCUAAAACGAGCCAGGAAAAGAUCUUGGGUCGGCAUAGAUGAUCAAAAACCUUAUGCAUAUCUCCGAGAGGCUAUGGUUUCUGGAUUGAUGGAUGGUAUAUGCCAUCACGAAGACUAUAAUCCACCUGUCAACUGGCCAAAUAUUAUUAUAUCGCCAGAUCGCAAAGAAACAAUAGCUAUGGCUAUCAAUUCGUGGAAUUUUUCUGCACACGAAUUUACCGACGAUGAGUUGCUACAUGCUGCUGUUUUGAUGCUACAUCAUACCCUCACAAUGCCAGAGCUGGAACCAUGGCGACUAUCCACGGAACGAGCAGAAAAUCUCACCAAGUUUGUGACAGCCAGUCGAUCGGCAUAUAAUACCUUUGUACCUUACCACAACUUCCGUCAUGUAGUUGACGUGUUACAGGCCUGCUUCUUCUUCCUUUUAGAACUAGGAAAGAUACCGCCGUAUCAUGGUUCGAGCAAAUUUCCACAUGCGCGAAACUCUCCUCUUGCUGAUUCAAUCAAGCCCUCAGACGCCCUAACGCUGCUCAUAACAGCUGUCGGCCAUGAUGUGGGACACCCUGGAGUUAAUAAUGCCUUUCUUGUUACUCUUAAUGCGCCAUUGGCUCAGUUAUAUAAUGACCGCUCUGUUCUAGAAUCUUUUCAUUGUGCUGCCUAUUCACAAAUACUUCGCCGACACUGGCCAAGCGUUUUUCGGGAAACAGGUAUGAGACAGCUGAUGAUAAACAUAAUACUUGCUACAGAUAUGGGAUUACAUUUCGAAUACAUGAAAAAACUUGCUUGGGUUCAGAAAAAUAUGACUAAGAGCUGUAAUAACAAUGAAUGGAACACUGGAUUGUUAGGUGAACAGCGAACUUUGGCUUGCUCACUACUCAUAAAAUGUGCAGAUAUUAGCAAUGUUGCACGGAAACACGAAAUUUCUUCGAAGUGGACUAUAAUUUUGACCGAUGAAUUCGCGCGUCAGGCUACCAUGGAGAAAGACUUAGGCAUACCAACAGCACUAUUUGCACCUCCAGUGCGAGAGACGAUAGAACUGGGAAAAUCUCAAAUAGGCUUCAUCAAUUUAUUUGCUCUCCCCCUGUUUGAAGGUGUAGUGGAAGUCAUGCCAGCCAUGGUAUUUUGUAUUCAGGAACUUCAACGAAAUAAGUCAGCUUGGCAAGAUAAAAUUUCUCAAAAACAACCACAUGAGCAGGGUUCCAAGGAUCUUGAUAUGCAUGACAUGGACUUUUCUUCGCGCUCGACAAAUAUUGAGAAUCCAGAUGCUAGUCCUCAAAACUUCGGUAACAUAAUAACGACUGCCUCAGAGAAACCCAAUAGUAUGAUGUUAGUGGAUGAUGGUUGGAAUAAAAGAUCUAGGAACCACUCUUAUCCAAUGAUUAAAUUUCCUAGUAACGAGAUUUGUGUAAGUCCUUACAUAGAAGAUGUUUCACCGACGAAUUCGCUCCUCAACUUUUCUUUCAAAAAAAUACCUCAGAAUACUUCUAUUUCAAUCAAUCCAGCACCACUUCCUGAGCACGACAAAUACGACCACACGUUAGUUGAAGAUAGACGUAGCUCUGCUCAAUUACCAUCCAAUAAACUAGUACUUGGUCGAAAUACAGCUUACAAAUGUCAUGGAUCAGAAGGUCAUUCGAGCAACAAGACGGAAGAUAGUAGCUUUAGUACAGAUGAAUGGCCUCAGCAGGAAACAUUAGAAAAUUUACGCUUGACGCCAUCCACGCAAAGCUCCUCAGUCACAUCUGACUAUGAAUCUGUGGACAGUUUUAUUCAUCCUCACUCGCCGCAUAUGACUACUUUUCCAUCCGAAAAUGGUGAUAUUUGUGAAGAAAACGAUGAAGAUGGAGAAGAAAGUGGCAGGUAUUCCAAAAGUGUCUUAGUUGUCCAGAAAAUAAGGGUGUUGCAGAAAAAAUCAAGUCGGUUCCGAAUGAAUUUUUGGAAGCGAAGUAAAAAUGCUAGUCGACAAAGCAUUCCAGCUGGUGGCUAUGGUGAAGAAAGUAGUAUCGACACGCGAUGA
This is a messenger RNA of Blumeria graminis f. sp. triticale, 2766 nucleotides long. NCBI's taxonomy places the organism in Eukaryota, Fungi, Ascomycota, Leotiomycetes, Helotiales, Erysiphaceae. The record is from the annotation of a GenBank genome assembly.